AUGGCUUCCAACAACAUUGCAAUCAUCGGCGCGGGGCUAUCGGGCCUUACCUUGGCUCUUUGCCUACAUAAACAGUCUAUCCCAUGCACCAUCUAUGAGUCUCGAUCGGCGUCUCUUGAUAUCGGAGGUGCUAUUAUGCUUUCCCCAAACGCAUUGCGGGUCCUGGAUGCGAUAGGAAUCUACGAGACCAUCAAGCCUCGCGGAUUUGACUUUAAGGACUUGCACUUUUAUACGAACAAGCCACUCGACUCAUACGAAUUUGGAAACCGCUCAAAAUAUGGGUACGAUGCACUGCGCAUCUACCGCUACGAAUUGAUCGACGUUCUUUUGUCUGGCAUCAAGGACAAGGGUAUCCCCAUUGAAUAUGGAAAGAAAUUCACUCAGGUUCUUUCCGAGUCCGAAACUGAAGUCACCUGGGAAUUUGAGGACGGUACGACUGGCUGCGCAUCUUGCCUCGUUGGAGCUGAUGGUAUCCAUUCGCGAGUCCGAAAAUACCUAUAUCCUACUUUGGAGCCUCGCUUCACCAAUGCGAUGGGUGUCACGGCUGCUAUUCCGACCAGCCAGCUCCAGGCCUCUGAUGAAUUUCAGCUUCCCAUCACAAUCAUGAAUCCCAAACAUGGUGCCUUUGUUAUUGCGCCGCAACAGCCUGAUGGCUCGGAAAUGCUCAUUGGAAAGCAAAAGCGUGCGCCGGAGCUUGAUCGCGAAGGAUGGAGCAAGUUACUCAACGACAAAGAGUGGUGUGUGGAAUUCCUUCGUCAGGGCUCCGAGGACUUCCCAGAAAUUGUCAAAUCAGCCGUAUCGGAUAUUCCGCUUAACAAGAUCAACCUUUGGCCUUUCUAUGUGGUGCCCAAGCUUGACACGUGGGCGUCAGAGAAUUCUCGCGUGGUCAUCCUUGGAGAUGCAGCUCACGCUAUACCGCCUACUGCUGGCCAGGGAGUUAAUCAGGCAUUUGAGGAUGUUUACACCUAUGCUUUGGUUUUGAAGAAAUCCCUGAGUGGAGAUUUGAAUCAGGGCCUGAAGAUAUGGCAGCAAGGUCGACAAGAACGGGUUGAUCGGGUCCUUGAGCUGAAUACGCAGAUUGAUGCGAGAAGAAUGCCAAGGGACCCCAACUCGGCAAUUUCGGAGAUUGAGACCAAGCCGUUUGAACUAGAGUGGCUAUAUGGCCCGAAGUUUGAUGAAAUGGUCGAGAACUGGUUCCAAACGUGUAAAGCAGACUGA
Penicillium manginii is the source of this 1218-nucleotide messenger RNA. RefSeq names its product FAD-dependent oxidoreductase. The record is from RefSeq and is a predicted model, not a curated record. Bases 1 to 1218 code for a protein of 405 amino acids. The transcript has a single exon. Lineage: Eukaryota; Fungi; Ascomycota; Eurotiomycetes; Eurotiales; Aspergillaceae. Gene Ontology annotation, molecular function: FAD binding; monooxygenase activity.